Pipistrellus kuhlii (Kuhl's pipistrelle) is the source of this 4038-nucleotide messenger RNA. RefSeq names its product zinc finger protein 544-like. The transcript is spliced from 4 exons. Gene Ontology annotation, molecular function: DNA-binding transcription repressor activity, RNA polymerase II-specific. Lineage: Eukaryota; Metazoa; Chordata; Mammalia; Chiroptera; Vespertilionidae. Bases 117 to 2132 code for a protein of 671 amino acids. The record is from RefSeq and is a predicted model, not a curated record. Gene Ontology annotation, biological process: negative regulation of transcription by RNA polymerase II.
UGAGGGUGUGGGGGUACUGAGGAGGGGCUGACUCCCUGAUUGUGCCUCCACCACCAGCACUGCCCCCUGUGGACGGCCACCCUCUAUGAGCCAGCUUCUUCAGGUCUGAGGAGGAAAUGGAAGUGUGUGCUCAGCCAACCCCAUCUCAGCUACCUGUGAGCUUCAAGGAUGUGGUGGUGAGCUUCACACGUGAGGAGUGGGCACGGCUGGACCUGGUGCAGAGGACACUGUUCCGCGACGUGACUCUGGAGACAUGUGACCACCUUGUCUCUCUGGGACUUCUGCUCCCCACUGUGGAUGUGAUCUCCUGCCUGCAGCGAGGUGCUGGCCCAUGGAGGGCAGAGCAGGAACCACCUCCCCGAGAGUGGAAGACUACACUUGAAAAGAAAGAGUCCAGUUCUGAAGAGGAUAUUGGUGUGGAAGAACCAUCUUUCCGUGUGGAAAUGAAAUGCUGUCCAGGGGGCCCCUGGUCUGAGUCCGUAGGAAAAAUACAGGAUUGGAGGGACCAGCCGGAGGAGUCUUUGAGUCAGAUUGUACCUACCUCAGGGGAGAAUGUGUUUGCUAAAGAGGAACAUUGUGAGCAUGACCUUGGCGGAAGUUAUCUGAGUGAAAGCCUUCUACCUCUGACAUUACCCACAAGAACACAUUUGCACAAGCGUGGCUCACAGUUCAAAGGGUUGAAACAGAACUCAGUUUUCAUUAAUCCUCAGAAAGGCGGUGCCCGUCUGCAGCCCUGUGAAAACCUUGGAAGCACCAGGGCUUUCUCUGAGAACAUUCACUUGAAUAAACUUGCAAAUGUUAAAACGGGAAAUAAUAAGCCUUGUGAUCUCACGGUCCACAGUGACUCUCUCCACGGUGGCACAUCUGUUCGUUUCCAGAGUAGAAGUUUUCCAGUAGAGAAGAGAAAUUACUGUAAGGACAAUGGAAAUGUUAAGCACAGCGUGUCCCUGAAUGGAAACAAGCCAAUGCAUUUGGAAGAAAGUCAGUACACAUGUGACAAAAGCUCCGUACAAACUGAAAUAAUUGUGGGUGAUCCUGGAUGUGAGGAGGACCAUGGUGCUUUCUGCUCAGCCUCAUCUGUCCAUGAUGGUGAUAUCUGGACCAGAAAGAAGCCACGUUCAUGUAAAUUACGUGGAAAAUCCUGCAGUUGUUGCUCUGAGCUUGCACACCAGAGGACACACACUGGAGAGAAGCCAUAUACUUGCAGUCAUUGUGAAAAAGCUUUCAAAUGGAGAUACCUCCUCAUUGUGCAUCAGAGAACGCACACUGGGGAGAGGCCUUAUCAGUGUAACCUGUGUGUUAAAACCUACCGUGGUCAGUCAGCUCUUAUAAAACACAGGAGAACCCACACAGGUGAGAAACACUAUGAAUGUAACGAUCGUGUAAAGUUCUUGAACCGGCAGGGUCACCUUACUAGGCAUCAGAGAAUUCAUAGUGGAGGGAAACCUUACUUGUGCACUCACUGUGGAAACUCCUUCAGCCGUAGCUCUGACUUCGUUGCACAUAAAAGGAUUCACAGUGGAGAGAAACCAUACGAGUGUAACCACUGUGGGAAAUCUUUUUGGGAGCGAAAACAGCUUCUUGCACAUCUUCGAACUCAUGCUGGAGAGAAAAAAUUUUAUGAAUGCAGUCAUUGUGAGAAAGUUUUCAAAUGGAGGUCUCACCUCAUUCUGCAUCAGAGAACACACACUGGAGAAAAGCCUUAUGAGUGUAUUGACUGCGGGAAAGCCUUCAGUGAUGGGUCAUCUCUCAGAAAACAUGAGAGGACACACACUGGUGAGAAACCCUACCACUGUGACCAGUGUGGGAAAUCUUUUCGGCAGCAGUCACAGCUGGUUGUGCACCAGCGAACGCAUACUGGAGAGAAACCUUAUGAAUGCAGUCAUUGUGGGAAAGCUUUCAGCCAGAGAUCUGGCCUCAUUGUUCAUCAGAGAACACACACUGGAGAGAAGCCCUAUAAGUGUAAGAUUUGUGUUAAAGCCUUCAGCCAGAGAUAUCUCCUUAUUGUGCACCAGAGAACACACACUGGAGAGAAGCCCUAUCAGUGUACCAUGUGUGUUAAAGCCUUCAGUGGUCGUUUAGCUCUUCAAAAACAUGAGAGGAUACACAAGGUCAAGAAACCCCAUGAAUGAAUGUAAUCAUUGUGAAAAGGUUCUUUAUGUGGCAGUCGCCUUACCAGGCAUCAGUGAAUUCACACUGGAGAGAAACCACAUUUGUGUGCUCAUUGGGCAAAGUCCUUCUGCUGUAACCCUUCAUAGCAUAUAAAAGGAUUCACACUGGAGAGAAGCCCUAUAUGUGCGACCACUGUGGGAAAACCUUUUAUCAGUGAUCAUAGCUUGUGUAUCUGUGUAUUCAUUCCAGAGGCAAGAAACUUUACUAAUUCAGUCAUUGUACAAAAGGUUUCAAAUAGAGAUCUCAUUAUGCACCAGAGAACACACUGGCAUGAAUCCUAUAAAUGUAAUCACAAUGAAAAGACCUUUUUAUACUAGAGAGAAACCUUAUAAGUGUGAUGGAUGGGAGAAGGCUUUCAAUUAUUAUAAAUCCCUUAUUCAAUGUGAGAAAGCUAAGGGGAGAGAAACCCUGUGAGUAAUUAAGAUGGAAAAGCUCAAUGCCAGAACUUCUUUUCUAGACAUCAAACAACCACAUGCAUCAGAAUUGCUUGGUGUUUACAUUGAAACUGCAGAUUACCAAGCUUACCCUUAUUUAUGAGAUCAGAAUCUCUAUCAGUAAAACCCAAGAACCUGUCAUUUCCUGAACCAGCACAAGUUACUUGUAUGUGCACUAAAAUGUGUGGACUUAAACAUUUAGGUGAGAGGGUAUGAACAUGACAACUGAUGGAAAGCUUGCAAAGCUUUUAGUAGGAAAUAGGAAAUUCAGAAUAGAACUGUGUCCAUCAGAUUAUCAUUUUAUUGCAAACAACUGCCCAAACUUAAUCAGAUGUUAUCCCUAUAAUACAUUCCUAGAAAUGAUAAGGUAUUGGGAGAUUUGUUCCCCUCAAAAAAAGGCUACAGUGUAUAUCAAUAAUGGUUUAAUGGAGAGGCCAUUACUGUAGAUUUGAGCAAAAUGAAAGCAGGUGGGAGACCAUCACCUGGAGAUGCAGAGUGGAAAAGGCUGAAGCCAGGUCCAUGAGGACAGGACCUACAGCACUGGAGGUCUCAGCCCCUUGACAGGGUUUCUGACUAGUGGGGCAGAAAAGCAAGGUUAACUGAUGGUCUGUUGGUGAAAUUCCAAGUUUCUUCCUCCUCCUUGUUUUGCAUUACCUGCCUGUGGGUGAACAAAAUAAAAUAGGGGGUGAAUGAAGUAUCCCCCCCCAAAAAAAAAUUGAAUCUGGGGACUAGGAGAUUGGUGAAUUAUGCAACACCUAGUUCUGGCCCUACUCCCUUCACAGCAAAUCUUUCCAUUAAACUAGUUCCCCUCCCCAUCUAUGGAGGCUCCCAUGUUUUCUUCCAUAGUCUCUUCAGUAUAGAUGGAGGUAGGGAGCAAGAGACUUGAAAGCUUUCAAUGUAAAAGGAAAAAUAGGUUUUUUAAAGGAAGAACAGAUACUCAAGAAAACCAAACAUUUAAAUUGAGAUUGAGCCAAGAAAUAAUUGCAAAUGAAAAUGAGUCUAACAUAACUCUUAACAGAGUUAUGAGAAUAAAAAUACUUUGUUUAAAAAAUAAAAAGAGUUGGAAAAGAAAAAGGAAACCCCUGUAGAGCUGAAAGAAAAUCUUAAGAUCAUGCCAAAUAGUUUCCAGAAUUAUUGGGGUCCAUGUAGCAUGAGAAACUAAAAUACUGUAGCCAAGAAAUUGUAGAAACUUCUGAAAAAUAGAAGUUUGAAACUAAGAAGAGGAAUUUUUUUAAAAAGUGUUCUAACAGUGGGGGAGUAGGGGGUGUGUAUCAGAACUUUAGGUAAAACAAACUGUUAAAAGGAAACAAAUAUACAAGGCAGUUGUAGUCCAGACUUUAGAAAGGAGUCUUCAUUUGACUGUGAUGUUAAUAUUUCAUCCUAGAAAAGGCAGAGGACUCAUGAUAAUUGCAAUAAAAGAGGGAGAAAUAUA